GGCGACCAAAACAAGGGGUGUUUAGUGCAACUGCGGAUUUCCACAUUAUGUCGCAAUGACUUGACAGAAUGGCAGUGGCAGCGAUCCUUGAAUUUAGCGGAAACAAACACUGCUUCCUUACGCCGUCCAAAGUUCUCGUGAAAAAUGCUGGUAAAAAGGACGAGGUGCAGGUGUAUCAGUUGAAGUUUGGUCAGAGCAGUCAAGUGUACCUGAGUGUGACCAGGGACACAAGCGAUGUGCUGCCUGGCGAAGUGGUGGAGCUCAACGGCUUGUACGCCAACAAGCUGGGCCUCAAGAGUGGGGAAGAGGUGAUCCUGAAAGCACUGAGGAACCCUGGGACUGCUCGUCGUGUGUCAGUCGAGCCACUCUCCGUAGAUGACUGGGAGAUACUGGAGCAGCACACAGUGUUUGUGGAGACACACAUGCUGGACCAGGUACGCGUGGUAUGGCCGGGGCAGGUUCUCCCUCUCUGGGUGUCCAAGUCGGUCUGCAUUUUCCUGAAAGUCGUGAGCGUGGACCCUGUCUCCUCUUGCGCUUUGCUGGACAAUGCCACAGAAGUCAUUGUGGCGCCGAAGGUCAGAAACCAUGCCAUGGAUGAUGGAAGGUCAUCCCAGGAACGGAACAUGUUUGGUCAAGAGCAUGGUAAAAAGCCAGAAUCGUUUGUCCGACAGAGGAAAAGCAAGAGUGACCCGUACCCGGGAACGUAUGCCAGCAACGCCCAGACUAACCAGCGGGAGCUGGGGAGGAAGAUGUCUCUUGCCAAUGAGUCUGAGAGACGUGAACCCAAACGUCUCAUCAAACGUCAGUCAUCCAUGAUGGAACAUUUCUGGAAGUAUAUGUAUUCGUGGUUACCAAUCAGCGACUAUUACACAUCUGACAAGGAGACAGAGAAAACAUCAUAUGAUAUAGAGAAGAAAGAGACAUUUGUGUUACAACGACACAAUUUCGUGUUUCGAACACAAGCAAUGAAGUUUCUUUGCAAUCCCGAAGAGCUCUUGAGUACGUCAGUGUUGCAGAACAUGCCAAAGUCAUUGUCCCGAGCAAAGGCUCGUAAGAAGCACCAGAUGAAGAAUGCCCCAUCAACUCUUGAUCCUGAGUUCCUGCCUGGCCACCAGAACCUUGUCAAAGAACAAAGUACUGCCACUCCAGAACUGUUCCAACCGUCGAUGGUGUUUGUUAAAGUUGAUGAUGUGUUAAAACAAACAGAGACAAACUUUGUGCAGGCCAAUCUUCCCCGAGUCUUCUAUGCACAACUGAGGAAGCUUUCUUCUCCCAAGGAAUCAGGUACGGAGGAAAAGAAGAAGUCGGACGUGAAACGGACGAUGUCUGCUGGAGGUGCAGAUAAGAAAGGCACCAAGCCUCCUGUUGCGAGGGCUGCUGAGAAUUCGGCCACCGAUGGGGAAGGGGAUGUGUGUGCAAUAGUCCGUGUAGUGACCAUUGAGCGGCAAGGAUCGUUGUGUGAUAGCCGCUGGACCAACUGUGUUGAGAGACUGCUUAAGGAGCAGCCAUUUCUCAGUGGACAUGUCAUAGUCCCUGAUCUUUUGAGACGGCAGAUGAAACUGGAUGUAACUGGACGAGUCUGGUUGCAGACAGUCCGGUCUGAACCGGUCGCAGUCAGGAAGCUGCAACUUUAUCCCUUGUCUGUUGUGCCUCGUCGUGUCAGCCCACAUAUGAUCGUGCUGGCGUUCAAAACGUGGGUGCGACAUUGUACAGAUGAAGAGCACCCGCUGGUUGUGUUCCAGGGUAUCAUGGUCAAGUUCAUGAUUUAUGCAGGACUUCACCUUGAGGCCCAGUUGACCUUCACCCCUGUGGACAACGAUGGACAACAGCAGCAGUACAUGUUCCUUCAAUCCGACAACAUUGAUGACAUGGUGAUCGGGGUGCAAAAGGAUGUCCCUAAAGAUGACACCGUCAUCAGCCCCUUCUUGCCCUUCCGAUUUGUGUCUGACUUUGACCCGAUGGUCCCCGUGAUACAACUCAGACACCUUGGUGGGAUAGACAAACUGGCUGGGCAGGCCUUGUACCACCUGGAGGCUUGUCUUGGUGCCAGGAAACUGUCCAAGACCAUGUUUGUCAGCAGCCCGGGGCUACAUAACGGCAUCCUCCUGAUAACGGGACCGAAGGGAUCGGGGAAGACCUCCUUCGGGAAGGCCCUCUGUAGGCUGUUGGCCGAACUACCUGUGAUGGCGCAUACAGUGGUCAUUGACUGUAAGCCUCUCAGAGGUAAGAGGGUCGAGAAUAUGCAAAAGGUGCUGGAGAACCUGUUUGAUGAGGCGGCAUGGCGGCAGCCAGCAGUCAUCUUCCUCGACGACCUGGACGUCAUCGCAGGGGCUGCUUCUGGUCCGGAGGCUGAGAUGUCGGGGGAAGCCCUGUAUGCUUCUAAAGUGGCUGAGAUGAUUCAGAGUUUGGUGAAGUUUGAAAUCAACAACAGCAGCCACAUAGCAGUAAUGGCCUCCAGCCAAUCAACUGCCUCGUUACAUCCAAGCCUGAUGUCGUCCAGAGGUGCUCACUUCAUCCAGGAAACGGUCACCAUCAGUCCGCCUGACAAGGUUGGGAGAAGAGAUAUCUUGUCUUCCAUCAUUCGAAACAAGACUUGCGUUUCGGCAGCAACAUUCAACGCCAUUAACAUGGACGACAUCGUCAACAAGACAGAGGGUUUUGUAGCUCGUGACCUUGAACAUGCUGUGAACAAGGCCAUUCAUGCCAAAUUCCUUGGAGAUGCCUCGGUCAACAAAAAUGAGGAGAUGUGUCUGACGCAGGUGGAGUUUGACCUCGCACUGGAAGGGUUCCGUCCAGCAUCCAUCAGGAAUGUCCAGCUCCAUGUGGCUGGGGAACUCGGCUGGGAGGACGUCGGUGGACUGACGGAGGUGAAGAAGAUGCUGAUGGAGACGCUGCAGUGGCCGUCCAAGUACCCUCAGCUCUUCCUGAAUUGUCCACUGCGUCUGCGGUCGGGGCUGUUGCUGUAUGGGGCUCCGGGGACGGGGAAGACGCUGUUGGCGGGGGUUGUUGCGAAGGAGUGUGGCCUCAACUUCAUCAGCAUCAAGGGGCCGGAGUUACUCAGCAAAUAUAUUGGUGCCAGUGAACAGGCAGUGCGGGAUCUCUUCACAAGAGCUCAGAGUGCCAAGCCUUGUAUUUUAUUUUUUGAUGAAUUUGACUCCAUUGCACCAAGGCGAGGACAUGACAGUACCGGGGUGACGGACCGUGUCGUCAACCAGCUGCUGACACAACUGGACGGAGUUGAAGGCUUGGAAGGUGUGUAUGUGCUGGCCGCCACAAGUCGGCCUGACCUCCUGGACCCUGCCCUGCUUCGACCAGGCAGACUGGACAAGUGUCUCAACUGUGGACUGCCCAAUGAGAUUGAGCGAGCUGAGAUUCUGAAAAGCCUUACAAGGAAAAUGACUCUGGCUGAGGAUGUGAACUUUACGACUAUUUGCAAACAAGCUGAGUAUUUCACUGGGGCAGACUUCAAAGCCCUCCUCUACAAUGCCCAGCUUAAAGCUAUCCACGAAGCUGCUUACACAAAUUCUCCAAGAAACUCACCUCGAUCUGCCAGCCUGCACACACCAGACAACAAGUCAAAGGGAGGUAACUCUUUCACCUUUGACGUUCAUUGUGGAGCUAUGAUAAAUGACUCGUUCAACAAGACAGUUCUGAGUCCGGUGAAUGAAGAGAAGGAUAUAGUUAAGGCUGUGUCAUUUACUGCGGAGAGAGCUCCGUCCGGGAAGGUCGGUGUGAAGGAUGUCCCCAGGUGGAAGAAAUCCAGCAAGUUGUUGCCCAGCAUGACCGGGACGCAUGAUAUCACACCCAUGCAGCGGGUGACCUUCAUCCCCAAGUUGGAGGACGGACCUGUUGACCUGGUGCAGGAGGACGAGGACAAGAUGUUGACCAUGAUUCAGGAAAUUUAUCGUCGGGAAAACGUGAAACUGAAAAGCGAUGACCAACGUGAUCAGAUGGAACCUGACACUAGUCAUCACAUGAUCACUGUCAACCAAUCCCAUCUGGCGGCAGCUCUGGAAGGGAUGCGACCCUCCGUUUCAUCAGAUGAGAGACUGAAGUACAAAAACAUAUAUGAGAACUUUGUGUCAUCUCGCAGUGGGGACUUUGCUGCUGGAUCUCCGACCGAGGGCAAGAGAGCUACCCAUGCAUGAUGUUCUUGUGUAAUAUUCUUGCCACAGUGAUGCCCCAACAAGAUAUUACAACUGAUUUCAUGUCAGAUUUGCCAAAUCAAUUUCCAAAUAUUAGAUCAUGGUCACAUUGUGUCUUUGUGAAAGUUUUUGUUUUUAUGCAGUAGAUGUAUAUAAAUCUUCAGUUAAUAAGUGUAUAUAUUGUAACAUUUUAACAGCAUCCCGCUUUUCAAGUAGCCAGAAGUAUUACAAAAUAAAUGUGAUAUUAUCCAAUGUGUUGACAAAGACCUCUUUUUGUUUCAUUAUUGUUGUGCAGGAUGUUAUUAAAGGCAUGAUUGUCCAAAUAUUGUGAAAAGGAUAUGGAAUUAUCAUGAAUAAUGAUUUUUUUAUCACUUUGAACCUUCGGGAAUAGAAACACAGUAUUCAUUGUACUACGUGCUUGUUCCACUAACAUCCCUUAUCCAACCUCUGGGCCUGUCCGGGCCCCGAUUUCUCGAAACAAACUUAAGUUUUUACUCAAAUUUCAAACUAAGUUUGACAAUUUGAAACAGCUGAAUUUUUAACUCAACUGCAUUUUUAUAAUAAAAAA
Messenger RNA from Haliotis rubra (blacklip abalone), 4713 nucleotides. Its product is annotated as peroxisome biogenesis factor 1-like. The record is from RefSeq and is a predicted model, not a curated record. Gene Ontology annotation, molecular function: ATP binding; ATP hydrolysis activity. Lineage: Eukaryota; Metazoa; Mollusca; Gastropoda; Lepetellida; Haliotidae. Gene Ontology annotation, biological process: protein import into peroxisome matrix. Gene Ontology annotation, cellular component: peroxisomal membrane; cytosol; peroxisome.